AUGGAAGGAAACGUAGAGGAAGCUGUAAAAAAAUGGCAUGUGCGCGUAGGAGAGACGCUUUCGAAUUCAAUCUUUUCCAGCUCGCCCUUUUCAUCCCUCCAUUCCCUGCCUGCUGCUUUCCUUCUAAUCCCCAAUGUCACAACAUCAUGGUUGCUACCUUACGUGGACAACCCCGGCGGUGCGAAAUGUUCCAAAUACCCCGACGCGGACCAUUGUGUGUCUCGGUUCAGAAACGCUGACAGGGAGUGGGAUGGGCUAAAAAAGGAUCGCCUGCGCCUCUACCACACCCUCCUGCGUUCCCUGUGGCCGUUCCUAGAGUGCGAGGUGAGCAUCCGCGCGUCCCUGUUACACAAUGGGCCUCACAUAUCGUCCUGGAGGCGAGGCCCCCCUUCGGCCGAUCCCCCUCAGCCGUCCCGGCAGGGGUAUCCCCCCACUCCCCCAGAAGAGGCCCCAGUGACAAAAGGCCAUCUCGACCGUCUCAUGGCACAGGGGAAUUGGGCGGCCGCGCUGGCAUUAAUUCCACGAGUCCUGGCAACCCCGCUCUAUGCCGCGCGAAAGGCGCUCAGGAUCUGCGAGGCUGCGCGGCCGGACCCCGGCGUUGCCUGGGUGGGGGCCCUGGCGGUCUGGACGAACUACGCAACGUUUCUUGGGCUGCACGAGGUCGGACGGGUGCUGACCCUUCUCGCGUGCGCGCAGCGCUGGAGGGAAGCGCUGGCAGUCUACGAUCAGCUCGAGACUUCUCAGAUGGACGGGUAUGUCUUCCGCCAGGUUGCUUACGCACUCGGCAGCAUGCGCCACCGCGAACUGAACGGGCUGGUCAUAGGACUAUGGGCAGAUUGGCGGUGCCGCCUCGGCGACAACGCGCGGCCCACCGCAGGGAUGAUUGAGCAGCUCCUUAUCGCGGGGCUUCAUGGCAGCGAUACGGCUGCUGCCUGCGCGUGCGCUCUCGUUAAGGAGGGUCUAGCGCAAAAGCAGAGGAAAGGUCGCGAGGGGGCCGAGGUGGUCAUCCCCGGGUCUGAGGUCAUGCUUGACCUUGAGAAGAAUGAAACUGUCUUGCGGCGGCUUUUAAAGGAUCGGUGGUACUCCGAGAGCUGGCAAUCCGCGCUCGCGCUUGCUGUCGCAAGCACCAGUGCGAGGAUGAUCGAGACCGUCGCUCGAAAAUCCCCGCCGCACAGCACGGUGUUUGAGUCGGUGCUGGAAUCCUCUCCGCUGUCGACGUCAGGCUCACAGAGGCAAAGCAUUGAUGAAAGGGAUCUCGGAUCUGAGGAAAUGUCUAUUGCUCUUCGCGUCGCGUUGGUUUCUCAUGCGGCGAUGACCAGGCAUAAUUUGGGAACAUCAGAGGUAAAUGACACCAAAGGAUCAAAGACCGCAGCGCCCAAAAGGGGCCCAACCAUUGGGAAUAACCCGUAUUCGCGACUCGAACUUCAACGACAUGAAGCACGGCUUAUCGAACGCAUCCUGGACGAGCUUCUCGGUAAAAAAAAAAUUCAUAAAAAAUGA
Messenger RNA from Phytomonas sp. Hart1, 1500 nucleotides. NCBI's taxonomy places the organism in Eukaryota, Euglenozoa, Kinetoplastea, Trypanosomatida, Trypanosomatidae. The record is from the annotation of a GenBank genome assembly.